AUGGAGCGUGUACUUCAGACGGCCGUCACCUCGGUCACUCCGCAGUUCAACGGCCCAUGUGACGCGGACACAGUCGGAGCCAUCAUUGGCCUGUCUGUUAGCUGUGGCGUACUCUUCGUCGUCGUGCUGGUAAUGACGUACGCCUACAGCCGGUGCCGUGUCAAGUACCGCGCGCUGCAGCUGCAGCUUCACCCUCGGGGCGAUAUCCAGCUCGAACCGCAAGGGGCAGCCAGCGGACACCAACGGGUGCCUGUACCAGAGCCGGACGCCCCUGAGCCGCGGCCCGAAGACGACGAUUGA
Molecule: messenger RNA, 300 nt
Organism: Purpureocillium takamizusanense
Lineage: Eukaryota; Fungi; Ascomycota; Sordariomycetes; Hypocreales; Ophiocordycipitaceae
Exons: 1
Coding region: 1-300 (99 amino acids)
Source: RefSeq, a predicted model, not a curated record